CUCAGCUGUCGCUCCUUAUAAGGCGGGGGCCGGGCGGCGCCGGAGGAGGGGCCGCGGCAUCAGCCCGGUCCUGGGCUCUGGGGCGGCGCUGGGCCGGGGGAGCGCAGUGCAGCGCAGCCGCGGGGAGCGAGGAGCGCGCGGAGCCGGCCAUGGGCAAGUCAGCUUCCAAACAGUUUCAUAAUGAGGUCCUGAAGGCCCACAAUGAGUACCGGCAGAAGCACGGCGUCCCCCCACUGAAGCUCUGCAAGAAGCUCAACCAGGAGGCUCAACAGUAUUCUGAGGCCCUGGCCAGCACGAGGAUCCUCAAGCACAGCCCGGAGUCCAGCCGCGGCCAGUGUGGGGAGAACCUUGCAUGGGCAUCCUAUGAUCAGACAGGAAAGGAGGUGGCUGAUAGAUGGUACAGUGAAAUCAAGAACUAUAACUUCCAGCAGCCUGGCUUCACCUCGGGGACUGGACACUUCACGGCCAUGGUAUGGAAGAACACAAAGAAGAUGGGCGUGGGGAAGGCGUCCGCAAGUGACGGGUCCUCCUUUGUGGUGGCCAGAUACUUCCCAGCGGGGAAUGUUGUCAAUGAGGGCUUCUUCGAAGAAAACGUCCUGCCGCCAAAGAAGUAACUUGUUAAAUGUAAUGGGAAGGUGGCAGACUUAAGAACGUGGAUAUGAAGUGCCUAGAACCACCACAACCUGGCUGUGCGUCUGUCCCUGUGGGUGUAUGUGCUUGUGUGUGUGAUGCAUGUGAGCGUCUCUGGCAAACACUUGGACAUACAGUUCUGCGUGUGCUCAUUCUUAUUACAGGAGUGAGCAAAGGAAGCAUUUACCCCGAUGGUUACCUAGACCACGAUUAUUUGGAUUGGGGGGAGGGGGGAUCCGUUUUUUUUUUAAUUUUUUGUUAUUUUUAAGCAAACCUCUUUUGUACUUUUCUUACUUCUAAUAUCCAUCCCUGGACUUUUUGUAUUCCAAAUGUUUGUGAUGCUGAGAAGUGAAGUUCAUUUUAUGUGAUCUUCAUGCGUCGUAAUCUACUUUUGGUAGAUAAUUAAGAUUAUUAAACCCUCAUUUAAAUGUGGCAUAAAA
This is a messenger RNA of Gorilla gorilla gorilla (western lowland gorilla), 1070 nucleotides long. RefSeq names its product GLI pathogenesis related 2 (gene GLIPR2). The coding region runs from base 150 to 614 and encodes 154 amino acids. NCBI's taxonomy places the organism in Eukaryota, Metazoa, Chordata, Mammalia, Primates, Hominidae. The transcript is spliced from 5 exons. Gene Ontology annotation, cellular component: extracellular region. The record is from RefSeq and is a predicted model, not a curated record.